Aphanomyces invadans is the source of this 1849-nucleotide messenger RNA. RefSeq lists its product as hypothetical. The transcript has 6 exons. Lineage: Eukaryota; Oomycota; Saprolegniomycetes; Saprolegniales; Verrucalvaceae. Bases 11 to 1402 code for a protein of 463 amino acids. The record is from RefSeq and is a predicted model, not a curated record. Gene Ontology annotation, molecular function: protein binding.
ACAACGCGCCAUGGACGCGGCCGAGCUCUUGGACAGCUACACGGAUGCCAUCUACGCCUCUACGUACACGGCCGAAGAAGUGGUGGCGCUAAAGGAACGAAAGAAGAUGAACGAAACAAUCAUGCUGUGCCGUGCGAUGCUUCGAGACGAGACGUGGGAGCAUGACGCGACUGUCAACGAACUCGACGUGUACUUGACGUACGCGAGCACGCUCGAGUCGUUGACCCGGCGCUACGAAGCAAUCGACAUCCUUGUGCGUGGAAUCGAUAUCAUGGACGAACAUCCGAUGCUUCGAUUGGCGCUUGCUCGACUGCAGUUCAAGGCGGGCCUGUACGAGGAAGCGUUGGAGUCCUGUCUCCUGGUCGCGGAAGCGUAUCCAAACGACACGCGGUGCAGUAAAGAAAGCGCCGCGGAUGCGUACCACCUUGCAGGCUGGGUCAAGAUUCACGGGGACGAUCACACGAACGCGUAUGCAUUGUGGAGUCGCGGUGCCAAGGCCGUGCCGUCUUCGGCUGUUCUCGCGAGGCAAUACCGGAAGCGGCAAUGCUGGGACGACGACAGCGACGUGGAUUUGCUUCAUCCUGGCUUGGUCGGGCAGGGGGCGUCUGGGCUCCCAGCUGAAGGUUUUGCCGUCCCGCCAUCAACUCGCGCGGUGGCGUUGUUCAAUCCCAACACGCAAGCCAACCGCGUCGUGUUUCGCUCGACCACUCCACUUUUGACCAAGGACGAAUGUGCCAACGUGGUUGACAUUGUCCAUGCUUUCCAUCGAGAAACACUGGAUGGUCGAUGGGGCACGGUGCGCCACUCGAGCGUCAAGACGACGGACGUCGCGGUCGAGGACAUCCCGAGCCUUCGACCAUGGCUUAAAGUGUUGCUCCAGUCGCGCGUGUACCCAUUUCUACACGCUUGCUUUCCGUCUCUGGCGGACCACACAACUAUGAUGGACCCCGUGACGAUGCAAAGCCGUUGCCGCGUUCACGACGCGUUCAUUGUGCGCUACGAUGAGGUGGACGAGUCCCUGAGCCUUCCAGAGCACAACGACACGUCCGUGACAAGUGUCGUGGUGUCGCUAAAUGAUAGGUUCCAAGGCGGGGGCACGUGGUUUGAAGCGCUGGGCCAUGUCGUCGACGCGGAUGUCGGGCAUGCGGUCGCGUUUGCCGGGCCACUGCGCCACGGAGGCCAUGCAAUCACGUCGGGGUGUCGGCUGAUCUUGGUCCUGUUUCUGUACGUCGAUGGGUUUGCCUACGGCGACUACCUGGCCAACUUCGCCGAGGACAACGACACCAACAACGCCGGGGCGGGCAAAGGGUUUGUUGUGUACAACCAAACGGUGGAGCUGGUCGCAACUUUGAACGAGGCACCGCCCGCCACGGUGACAUGUCAAGUUGCCGACGAUGCGUAACAACGAGUUGAGUGUCCACCUUCUCGAGGUUUUCCAGUAAGCUUCGAUCGCGCUAGAGUUGAAAGCUACAGUGUGGACCGUCUGUGCAUGCAUGGCCCCUGAUGGAAGGUCCGUCGUGGCGAGCGACGAGUGGAGCCAAUCCUGACACAGCGACUCGAGAGAAGAAACGAGCUGGCGUGACUCAAUUUCGACACGCUUCUUCGUUAACGAGGGUCAUCGAUCCAGGCCGUCGUCCAACUAGGGUGCAGCUCUUACAUGCAACGGUCAUGCGUCGGCAAAGGAAUCUGCGCAGGAAAACGCGUGAACUUAUGCAGGCAACCGUGGAACAGACAGCUUGACCAAGCUCCUUCACCACCCGCUCGAACCCAUGUCUUCAAGCGUCCUCGCGACAACGUCGUGGUUCCUAAAUGGGAUGAUGCUUCGACCUGUUGCGCCUUCUUCUUGACG